Molecule: messenger RNA, 1107 nt
Organism: Odontomachus brunneus
Lineage: Eukaryota; Metazoa; Arthropoda; Insecta; Hymenoptera; Formicidae
Exons: 3
Coding region: 280-603 (107 amino acids)
Source: RefSeq, a predicted model, not a curated record
UUAUCACAUGAGCAAAAUAUUAUGUCUGCAAAAAAAAUUAUUUUACGUGAUUAUGAUGACAGAUAUAAGAAUAUAAUGUAACAGACAUUUCUGAUAUUAUUUAUUAUUCUCUAAAUGGUAAUAAAAAUUUUGCAGACGGUGCAAGAUUGUUAAAUUAUAUUUCUUUCGCGUGCAAGUGAUGCUGAUUGGUUAAUACACUGAAAUCGAUUAUGACCAACUACCGACGCAUCGAUAUAUCGGUACAUCCGUCGAGAAUCGAAAUUUGAACUUGCAACAGUAAUGGCGGAACACGGUACGAAUAAGUUGCGUUCAGCGGUACAGUCCGUAAAAAUUACUCAAGAAUACAUGUAUACGUUUGCGAAUAAAAGUCGCACAAGCGUGUUCGUCACAGAUAGCGAGCUAAUCCACACGGCGUUGUUAUUGUUUACAUUCUCGGGCAUAGUGAAACUUGUUCAAAUCUGUGGUGUCGUUUCGCAUUCGCUUGUAGACUUGUUCGAAGAAAGGCUUACGAUCAUCUCGACGAAGACCAUUGACAAGAAUUAUCGACGAAGGUUGUCAAUUUGGACAAGGACGAGGCGAGUUUGCGGUACCUGCAAAAUGUGACAAUGACUUGUUCGAAGAAAGAUUAUGAUCGUUUCGACGAAGACGAAAAUCACUGAUGAGGGUCAUCAUCACGGAAAUUAUCGACGAGAACCGUCUAGUUUGGACAGACGAGGCGAGUUUGCGGAGUCUGCAGAAUUGUGAGUCAGUACGAUGUUUUGUUCUUAUUUAAUUUGGAAUUACUCGCUCCAUUUUGUUAUCACAUCACGACUUCGAGCAUGUUACAGUUUUUCUAAUCAUUUUAUUACUACGUAAGCAAAGAAUUAUAUUUGUAAAACAUUCUUUUACAUACAUUCUUUACAUAUGACAGAUAUAAAAAUACAAUGAAGCAGACAUUCCUGAUUUUGUCUAUUAUUCUCAAUAACAAUACAUAUUUUACGGAUGGUGUAGAAUUAAGGUAACCCAAUAAUGAGUCGAAUCACAAUUUCAAGUUAUUAAUAUAUUAAUAUAUUAAUUUAUUAAUAUAUUAAAAAAGAACUCAUUACGAUUAAAACAUGGACAAAAUAU